Eucalyptus grandis is the source of this 794-nucleotide messenger RNA. RefSeq lists its product as uncharacterized. The transcript has a single exon. The record is from RefSeq and is a predicted model, not a curated record. Lineage: Eukaryota; Viridiplantae; Streptophyta; Magnoliopsida; Myrtales; Myrtaceae. Bases 153 to 794 code for a protein of 213 amino acids.
CUCUCUCUCUUCCUGCAACACCUCGCGACAAAUCCUGCAGACGUCCUCUCCCUCCCCUCCCUAUAUUUAUACACUCUCCAUUGCAAAAAAGCGCAUGCACAGUUUCUCUCUCUAUCACUCUCUCUCUCUCUCUCUCUCUCUAACGUUCUCGCAUGGAGGAGGCGCGCAAGAGGCGAGCCGACAGGGCGGCGGACGACGGCGGCGAGGAGGGGGGCUCCGCCGCGAAGAAGCUUAAGCCGGACGAGGCAAGCGCGGAGCCCCAGGACGACGACUGGAUAUCGGCGUGGCUGGCGCUCGACGACGACGCGGUCUCCGAGCUCCUGGACCUCCUCGACCCAGCCGAGUCCCCGCCCUCGCCGUCGUCGUCGUCGCCGGCUGCGGCGGGGGGCGACGGCUUCAAGUUCAAGGUGAGGUUCAUCGACGACCCCUACGCGUCGCCGCUGGUGUUCCAGUCGUCCUCGUCGUUCGUGACCAUCAACGGCAACGAGGAGAGCUGCGGGUCGUCCUUCUCGGAGUCGGAGUCCACGGUGAUGGCCAGCAUCGACACGCGCGGCAUCGGCGCGCUCCGGGCCGCGGGGGGCGAAGUGGGUCGGGCCCGGUUGGGGCCGCCGGCGGAGGCGGAGGCGGAGGAGGAGGGGGAGGGAGGCGCGUGGGCCACGAAGGGCUCCGGGGAGGCGCGUGGGUGCUGUCUGUUCGGUGCGGACGGUGAUGAUGAUGAUGAUGCUGCUGCUGUUGUUGUUGCAGGGUUUCUGGGUGGUGAGGAGGAGGAGAUGCUUUUGACUGGACUGAAGUAA